UAUGAAACUACUCUCUUGUGCUGUAAUGAAGUGAAGUGAGAAACUGAUGGACGUGCUUGUCCAUCUACACAAGAACCCUGGAAUCAUUAUUUACCUAUUGGGGUCUUAUACGUCGAGUUCCUAUCUCCAUCCAUCCAUUUUAUCCCUGCAUAACAUAUCCUAAAUCUCCUCCCACCCCUAGAAUCCUUUAUAAGGAUUUUUAUUUUCCCUGAGAAACCUUUAACGUCUUAGGCGUCUCCUUCCGUCUCGCAGCAAUCCUAGACGACUUUAAUUCAUUAUCAUCCCGUCCCGAACGCGAAGGACGACACCAUAGUAAUAUCUUUCCUAACUCCUACACCCUCGCCAACAUCACCAUAGAUUAUCAAAGUUUUAAUGGCUUAGUGUUUCACUCUCCUGCUACCAUUUCUGAUAUCGUUACAUCAAAAGGAACCUUUCAUUGCUCCUUUGUUAUUCCAUCCUUCACCCGCCGCCUCCAGUCGUCUGUGCUGUACAUCCAUUCAGUGUAGAAUGAGGACCUUCGUGACCAUCGUCAAGGCCAUCAUCACCCGCGCGCUUUUCGCCACACACGCCUUCAUCGCCGUCUGGAAGCUGGUGGACCUUAAGGGCGGGCAGGUGGCCUACUGGUAUAUGGUGGCGCCCCUCAUGCUGCAGGGCUUCGAGGGCAUCGUUUCCGUUUGUGCCAGGAACGGCGAGGAGAUGAAGUGGUUCUGUCCGUCCGUGUUCCUGUACUUGGUGUCCGUAGUGCCGCCAAUAUGGCUCAUGGAACUGGGACUCAACGACCUACGAUUCAAUUCUACUCAAGAGAUUAAAACAACUGACAAUAAAUUCUCGGAAAUUGGAGGACUUAAACUGGACUUAGCGUUGCCAAUCGAACAGUGGGUGCGUGUCUUGGAGCAGGUGUUGUUGGUAAUGCUGCUCGUAGGUCGCUGGCUACUGCCCAAGGGCAAGCUGACCCGGGAGCAGCUGUCACAGUUGUUGCUCGCCUACAUGGCCAUGGCCGCCGACAUCAUUGAGCUGUUUGAGUGCUUCAAGGAGGACGCUGUCACUCGCAACGUGGAGCUCAUCUACGCCACACUGGGCAUCUGGUCGUGGUCGCUGUUGCAGUUCACGUUGGUGCUGAGUGCUACCUAUGCUCCUAAGCCGCGUCCCUCCAUCAACUACCCGCCCCCUCAAGAGAUCACCCUGGAGAACACCAACCUCGUCAACUACUGCGACAGGGACGGCAGGAGGGCGAGCCAGGCCACCUGCGCUUACAACAUCAACCUCUACCUGGAUAUGGAUAUCAUCGCCAUCCUCACCACAGUGUUCAUGCAGGAUGGCCCCUUCUUCCUUCUGAGGAUGACGCUCAUCUUCGGCUACAAAGUGGUGAGUUACCUCAACAUUUUCUUCACCUGCAAGAACACACUGGUAGUGUCGCUGCAGCUCUACCGCCUCUUCGUCCUCUGCUCCAGGAAACGCCUCUUCAACAGAAAAAGGAGAGAACUUCUCAAUAAGCUUAGGACGCCCUCCGAGACGAGCGAGGAGGCUGAGAACACCAGCGUGGAGGAGUCAGUUAAGAUAGACCAGAACAAUGUCCCUCUUCCUCCACCUGACGACCUGGUCAUCGAUCAGGCCCUCGAGGAGUCCCUGCUGGAAAUUAUCGAACAAGUGGGAGAAGAAAACAUAAUAAAAGAACUGGAGAACUUGGUAGGUCUUCCCGCAGAACCUGAGACACAAACCGGAAAUUCGUUGACAAGUUUGCAUGAUGUGAACGAACGAGUGUCUACACAGGCAAGUAGGAAAGUGUCUAUGAUGUGUUCACAGCCAAAGUGUGAAGAGUGUGUGGAGGAGGACUACUCCCCACCAGACUCUGGCUUUCCGAACUGCAACAGUCCGCCCUCUAACUGCCGCAAGACUAUAAAAAGACAACAGAGUGUAUCAAAACGGAACCAGGAAUAUAUCAAGCGAAUGGAAAACCUUCAGAAUUAUUUUGAGGGCAGCGACUGUGCCAGCUACAGCGACACUGAUAUGCCUAACGAUCAGCGAGGCAUCAGCGUGUCGUCCACAAGUCUCGUGGAUCCUUACACAGACAAUCGGCGACACGGCUGGAACAUCAUCCGCGAGAGGUACCUGACCAACGAUCACCAGCAACAAGGUGAAUGGCGGGGCUCAUCCGUCCCCACGAGCUUACACCGAGACUCCUACCGGCAAGGCACUCAUCCUCCAGCCAUGACACCCUUCCUCCCUCACCUUGACUCCUACAGCCCUCAACCUCUCCGUCGAGGUAGACAGGCGACCAGUCUUAAGGUGGGAGGAGGUGGUGGUAGCAGAGUGUUACAGAGGUCGUCGAGUACCACUAUGGGCAGCAGCCUCCAUCGUCACCACAGCGUCUCGAUGAACGAGUACUUCCCCCACAAGUACACCUGUAUAUCUGAAUCUGACGCCGACACCCUCGAGACCAACGUGUGACAGGGAGAACAUAACAAGGAGUCCUAACUGUAAUAUGUUAACUUGAGGACUACCGACACAAUAUGACGAAGAACUUCCACCAGGUGUAUGAAUCAAAUGAACAGCUGUUAGAGAUAAUCGUUAAAUUUCUUCUUGAUUGUUAAAUAUCUAAGUCACGUUUAAACUCAGAGCUUUUGUUUUUUGUUUUUUAUCUUCACAGCGUGUAUGUGUCACAGACUGCUUUUGUCAACUGGGGUAAGUUAACAUGUAGGUUCUGGCAGCAUAAAGAAGCCAGGUUAACACAAAGACACCAGAGUGAAGAAUAAAAACACGUAUACUGUAUUCUAAUCUACUUCCCAGACUGUGUACUUAACUAUAGAAGCCACGUUUAUCUGUGUUAGCGACCAUUGACGCUGGUCAUACACACCGUGCUAGUUCUUACAUUAACAAGUGUUAGUAAAAUUAUAU
Homarus americanus (American lobster) is the source of this 2895-nucleotide messenger RNA. RefSeq lists its product as uncharacterized. The coding region runs from base 508 to 2448 and encodes 646 amino acids. NCBI's taxonomy places the organism in Eukaryota, Metazoa, Arthropoda, Malacostraca, Decapoda, Nephropidae. The record is from RefSeq and is a predicted model, not a curated record. The transcript has 7 exons.